CGCGUAUCCUCUUAAAUAAAUAAUUUCAGCCUGUGCACAAUUUGCAGCUUUACUACUGUUGACUCAAAACAAGUCUAUACUUGUGACAUUAUAAUCAUUAUGCUGCCUUCUUGCAACAACAACAAUGAUGUUUCUGCCAAACCGCCAACCGAUAAUUUGUCAGGGCGACUACCAAAACCACCUCUGACAGGCCGCUGCCAAUGUCCCGAGGAUCCCGUUGUCUAUAACAUCACCUCGGAACCACACUCGCUCAACGUGUGUUACUGUCACGAAUGCCAGCGCCAGACCGGAUCCGCGUUUGCUUUGACUCUGGUUGUUCCGUCUACAGGCGUCAAGAUGGAGAACCCCAGAAUGCUUCACCAACUUCGGAACUUUGAGCGCAGAACAGAAUCGGGCGGAAUCCGAGGAGGCGUCUUCUGCUCCAACUGUGGCGUUCGACUCUGGCAUUUCGAUCCAGCGAAACCCGAAUGGACAAGUGUCAAGGCCGGAACGCUGGAUCAGAAAGUGGACUUUGGAGCUGCACAGCAUAUUUGGACAAAGAGGAUGUUGAAUGGCAUUGUUUUGCCACCAAAAGCGGAAGCGCACGAGGAGGAGCCUCGCUUUGGUCCUGUUUAGACGAUCAACCACCAGAUGCUAGGACAGUGUAGUUGACUCUAUAGUGGAUUGGUAGACUUAUUUCUCCAAGUUGCAUCUAUAACUAGACGGAAUCUUGGUCCAUCAUACCC
This is a messenger RNA of Trichoderma harzianum CBS 226.95, 725 nucleotides long. RefSeq lists its product as hypothetical. Gene Ontology annotation, molecular function: carbon-sulfur lyase activity. Lineage: Eukaryota; Fungi; Ascomycota; Sordariomycetes; Hypocreales; Hypocreaceae. The coding region runs from base 100 to 615 and encodes 171 amino acids. The record is from RefSeq and is a predicted model, not a curated record. The transcript has a single exon.